ACACGCCUGCACACACACCUGCACACACGCCUGCACACACACGUACCGAGAGUCGGUUUGCAAGCCCUCGCAUUAAACUUUGCUCUCUCUCCACUGUGCGUUUCAUUGAACAGAAAACUGCCACCACAAACGGUUUCCAUCUAAUCUGGUCUAACGGGACCUUCAGCCGCUGUGGUUCUGUCAUUAACCGAGUGAUGAUUCAUUUACUGCUGGACUUCACUUUAAAAAAGGAAAAGGAAGAUCCGUCACGAGAGCAGAGCCCAAGUCAAGUGGGCCCACUUGGACUCUGUGAAGUCUGCGUCGGAGCUUUAAAAGCGUUUGUCAGACAUCACGGCUGACAUGAAACAUUCCUCAGGCUGGGGACAAACCUAACAAGUAGACGACAUCAACACGGUAACCCGGCAACAACAGGCGGCAACACUACGACAACGAUGCACCUACAAAGUCCGAGCCAACGCGUGUGAGGUUACACCGAGCAGCCAAAGAGCCGUCAGACACCACAUCUGGAGUCUGUAUGUGUGUGAGAGACGACUGUGUUCGCUCAGGACAUCUGGCUGACGCCUGAGGAGGACGUUCAAGCACAACUGGGCUGAUAUUCAGUUGUUCUCUCACUGCGACCCACUGAGACGCUUCUACUGAGCAUGUUGUCCUGAUCCAAAAUGGACGACCCGACCAACAGCAGCUUGACUCUAACUGACUACUUCCUGGCCGGCGACGGCCUGGACUACGAGAUUCCUGUGGACGAGAUCCCGGACACCACGCAGGGCUUGGCCUUCUUCGUGGCCACCAUCAUCAUCGCUGUGGUCCUGGUGGGCAUCAUGUUGGUCUGUGGAGUUGGAAACUGCCUGUUCAUCGCCAGCCUCGCCCGCUACAAGCAGCUCCGCAACCUGACCAACCUGCUGAUCGCCAACCUGGCCGUGUCGGACGUGCUGGUGGCGGCCGUGUGCUGUCCCUUCCUGCUCGACUACUACGUGGUGAAGCAGCUGUCGUGGGAUCACGGCCUGCUGCUGUGCGCCUCCACCAACUACCUGCGCACCGUCUCCCUCUACGUGUCCACCAACGCACUGCUGGCCAUCGCUGUGGACAGGUACAUGGCUAUCCUCUACCCUCUGAGGCCUCGUAUGAAGCACCAGACGGCAUAUUGUGUGAUUCUGACGGUUUGGAUCGUCCCCGUCUUCAUCUCAAUCCCCUCUGCCUACAUGGCCUCUGAGAUGACAUACCCACAUGUGGGAGGUCGCACCUACAAGACGUUCUGUGCUCAGAUCUGGCCUGUGGACCAGCAGAUUUACUACCGCUCCUACUUCCUCCUCAUCUUCACUCUACAGUUCAUUGGCCCCGUGGGCGUCAUGGCUGUGUGCUACAUCAGGAUCUCCAGGGAGCUGUGGUUUAAGGAUGUUCCAGGUUUUCAGACGGAGCAGAUCAGGAAGAGGCUCAAAAGGCGUCGGAGGACCGUGGUGGUGUUGAUUCUGGUGCUGGUCGCCUACGUCUUGUGCUGGGCGCCAUACUACGGCUUUGCCCUGCUGCGGGACUUCUACCCCACCCUCAUAUCCAGAGACAGGAACUCCCUGGUGGCCUUCUACAUCAUCGAGUGCAUCGCCAUGAGCAACGGGGUCAUCAACACCCUCUGCUUUAUGAGUGUCCGAAACAACAACAAGCACCUGAAGAAGGCGGACAGGUUCCCACUGAGGCUGGUGACUUUUGUGGCUGCUAAGUCGGUGGAUGAAGGGGAGGCACGGACCUCCUCCUUCCGAGUGACGGAGGAUGUGGAGGGAGCUCGAAGGCUAAACAUCUAACAAACAGCCUCUGGAUCUGCUGCAGCUUCAGUGUCUGCGUCACAGAGGAGCACAGCGUGGGAGUUUCCAGCCCGUAUCACCAGACCAGAGGUGGUGGUGCCUCCAACAGGCUAAGGCAGCCACUGAAGCAUACAGCUUGGACAGCGAAGAAGAGACCCGGGGGCCAUAUUUGUAGUUCUGUUUCUGAACAGCUGGGCACAGUUUGUGGAUUGAAACUUUCACCCUGGACAAACAUGUUGUUGUACUGGACAGACAGACACCUGAGCCUCAGAAGAUGGCGGGUCACAGGUAAAAGUUAAGGUUCACACCCAGAAGUCUGCGUGGAGUGCUGGGGUCACAUCAGGUGAACAUACAUAAAUGUGGGUGUGUGGUAAUUAACAAUACACCCUCAGCCAAUCACAUGUGGGGUCUCAUUGAUGUGAAAAGAGGAAGUUGGAUUAACAGGCCGGUCUGAGGUGUGUAGCAGUGUGUGCUGUCUGUUUCCUGUUGCUAAUUAGGUUCAUUUUUCUUCCCCUGUACAGAUUAUAGCCCCAAAGGCUUAAUGAUUUUUUGAUGGGGGUCAUUGAUCCUUUCCAGAUUUAAGAUUCAUCCAGAGAGACUUUCAAACUGCGACUCUUAGAUUUUGCCACACUUGUCCACUGCCACUAGACGCUGUUGACCAUCAUCAUCAUCACUGAGUGAAUGCAACACGUCAGCUGCCGGAGUCACAACACAAACAAGUGAUCUGACUUGAGAUCAGUUGCUUCCUGUGAUCGACCUCUGGACAUCUGCAAACAGCAGGCUGUGAGUGCUUCACAAUAAGGCGUUUUGGCUCAUCUCAUGGAGCCUUUUACUGUGAUGCUAGCACAUAUUAAUCAUACUUCAGAUCUUCUUAGCAGGACUUUCACUUGCAGUGAGUAUUUUCACAAUGUGGUGCUUAAGUGAAGGACCUCAAUGCUUGUUUCACCGCUGCCCUUUAGACUUCUUGUGCUGCUGUUUUAUGUGACGUUUCCCUCCGGGAAUCAAUAACAUUAGAGUUGUCCUGCUUUUAGUUUUAUUUUGAUGAGUGAAGUGUGUACAAAGCUUCCACCUAUUGGCAUGCAGAACUUUUAAUAGCUGCAUUCGAUUAUAUAUACAGAGUUUUGUUUUUUUUAUCCCAGGGAAACACGGCUUCUCGCUAACCUCUGUGUCAAAUACAAGGUAUAUUACUCUUACAUUAAUGUGUAUGUUGCAUUUUACUGCUGCAAAUGAUUGAAGUUGAGUUCAUUUUAACUACUUUAUAGACUGUUGGCUGGUUAACUCCACUGCGUUGCAUUAUCUUCUAUUAGAUCAUCAUUUAUACCAGCAUCACAUAUAUAUUCCUCAGUUUUCAUAUUUAUUAAUCAAACUUUUUGCCUGGUCACAUUGUGUUUGUCCUGAACUAAAUGAAUUUUUGUCUUUGGACACUUUUGACCACAGCGGCUGCCGUAAGGACGAAUGCAUGAAGUAUAGAUUGUUAGAACUUUGCUGAUCCUUUAACUUUCUGUCCUCAUUAGAUUAAACACAUUAUUAAAGUGACUGACAGUCUGCAUCUUUCUGCAUGCUAACAGCUAAGACGGUAAACGUUACACCCGCUAAGAUUCAACAUGUUAGCUCUGUCGUUAGGAGAAUUUUGUCACACUGCGGUGAGGUCUUGUUUUGGGUUUAUGUCUCGUCAUUUCCUGUUUUAUUUUGAAAAGUCCAGGUUUGCCUUACUUUAGGAUUUCUAGUUAGUCUUCUGUUUGUUUCUUUUUCCUGUGUAGGAGUGAUUUUUGGUUACCUUUUAGAUCAUAUAUUUAUUCACAGUUAGCUUAUCCUCUUCUAGAGUGAUUUUUUGUUCUUUGUUUUUUUUCCUAGUCUUGUUUUUGCCUCCUUUUGGAGUGAUUUUUAGUUCUUUACAAUCGCAACUCUUUUCUUAAGUAAUUUUGCUUUUGUUUUUAUGUCCUUUCAGAUAAUUAAUGUUUCACAGCUUUAGGAGUAAUUUCAUAGCCUUUGUGUUAUUGUCACUCCGCCUUGGGGAAGUCCAGGCUGAUGUUAAUAAAGUCUGCGUUUAUUCUUACCUGCUCUGCGUCCGAGUCCUGCCCGAGUCGGAACUUGACAGAUUUAGUGUCCAAGUGCGCCCUCAGAGUGAUGCUAGCAUGGCCGUAGCCUGUCAGCCUUAUUUUUAUUGUUUAAUUUUGUUCCGUUUAACUGGUUAGCAAAGGGAAAAAAACCCUUUCAAAAAUUGUUCGAGUUGAAAUCGAGUUGAACGUAUUUACAUCCAUUUUGUUGACUUUUUCUGUUUCUGAACUUGUGUUGCGCUGCCUACGGGUCCAUAGCGUGUUUUUGCAGCUUUUCUUUAGUCUGUCUUUCUUAACAGCUGAAAAGUGACAUCAUGGUAUUAAGACCAGUUUGAGUAAUAGAUCGAGUUUGAAGGCAGGGCUUGUCGGUGUCUGUAUGUGAAGAUGCAAAUUCAUGUGCCCUUCACAUCAUUAUAACCUUUGAUCUACUGUUUAUGCAGUCCAUUAUUUGUU
Molecule: messenger RNA, 4303 nt
Organism: Scatophagus argus
Lineage: Eukaryota; Metazoa; Chordata; Actinopteri; Scatophagidae
Gene: prokr1a
Product: prokineticin receptor 1a
Exons: 3
Coding region: 660-1793 (377 amino acids)
Biological process (GO): neuropeptide signaling pathway
Cellular component (GO): membrane
Molecular function (GO): neuropeptide receptor activity
Source: RefSeq, a predicted model, not a curated record